GGACACGAGUGCUCCCCCCAUUUCCUGAUGAUAAGUCCCUUUGCGGUUUCCAACACAUCUUCAAUGGAGGAUAUGAGGCUGGGUACUAUGGUUACCAGUGGUCAAAGGUUUUGUCCGCUGAUGCUUUCUCUGCAUUCGAGGAUGUCGGACUAGAAAAUGAGAAGGAAGUCCAACGAUUAGGAAGAAGAUUCCGGGAAACCGUGCUCGCACUUGGAGGUGGCAAACAUCCGCUAGAGAUUUUUAUUGAUUUCCGAGGAAGAGAACCUUCUAUGGAGCCACUUCUUAGGCACAAUGGCCUCUUACACUAUGCAAAUCAUAGUGUACAAUCUAAUCCUCAUACAAUUAAUUAUUGUACAUAUGCCAUUUCUUGGCGAUUAGUUUAUAUUUCUCUAAUGAUUCUUUUUACAUUGUUAGUAUUCAUAUUUAUGUUCUAUUUGGGGUGUAAUGUGACAUUCCAUAUGUAAUUCGAUGUUGUUGGUAACUUUAUUCCUA
Molecule: messenger RNA, 492 nt
Organism: Cuscuta epithymum
Lineage: Eukaryota; Viridiplantae; Streptophyta; Magnoliopsida; Solanales; Convolvulaceae
Source: the annotation of a GenBank genome assembly